AGCCAGCAGGCCGGUGGAUUGUACGACAUGUCUUCAGAAGUUUUUAAAAAAAAAAAAUUUUCUUAAGAAAUAAAUAAUUCUUAUCUGAAAACGUUAACACGAUUUCGAGUUCAGAUAAGCGAUCUUGUUGCGGUGCAGAAGUUUGGAUUUAAUUAUUGUUAAUUAGAGAUUGUUUAAUUAGAAGCUGGUGUUGUGGACUUGUGAAUUGUAGGCGUGUGAUAUGUGUUGUAGGCGAUGUUCUGUGUUUCGUGUAACAUGCUAAUGGAGGACAACAGCUUUGGCGUGUUAAGGAUGACUUUAGGUUUCAUUUCUUUAUGGUAGAGAUCGACAGCAGCAGAAUGACAGGCGGGGUGCUAGAGGGAACCAGACAAGAGAGCAGGCUGUUUCUCCCACCCUGCAGGGUGUGUGGGGACAAGGCCGCAGGGUUCCACUACGGCGUCAACACCUGCGAGGCUUGUAAGGGUUUCUUCCAUCGGAGCUUACGACGUUACCGAGAGUACAAAUGCCGUGCCAACCGGUCUUCCGGCUACUGUGAGUACAAGCCGGGAAAACGGAAGUCGUGUCAGUACUGCCGGUACCAAAAGUGUCUGGACGCCGGCAUGUCCAAGGAAGCCAUCAAGACAGGGAGGUACACGUACUUAAAGAGGACAGAAGACACGAAAGAACUGAGGAGACUUCAGGAUCUUUCUCUCGCUCUAGGCACUGGUGGAUUUGAUCCAGCAUCUUUAUCGUUAGGCUCCUCAAGAAGCAGCUCAUCAUCUUCAGUGGAGGACACAACUGAACUCUACUCCACCUCCUGCAACUCGAUAAUGGAGGUCGACUCGACUACCCAAGAAGACCUUGACCAAGUGACCUUGAGUAAAGGUGACCCAACCACAUCCACAAGUCACAUGUCACCGAGUCACUUUUUUAACCUCGAUUCCAGAACCAACCAACAGACAUCGAGCCUCGCUUUGGAAGACUGGCGCGCUUUUCCAAAAAUGAAAUCUUCAAGCAGAAACUUGUCUAACUCCCAAACUCUCAAACCCAAAACUUCAAUUCCUCAUCACGUGAUUCGUGCGAACCAAUCAAAUUUAUCUGAAGGUUUUCAAAUCAAAAUGGGCGACGAAAUCAGCUACAACUUGCCGGAAAGCGUGCGAGUGAAACCGAAAGUAGAUCCGUACAGUUUAGACGCGGAUUCGUCAUACGAAAACCAGUUUGUGAAUUUCAACAGAACUCCAGCUCGCGACUGCAACCAGACCAGCUACAAACCUCUACGGUAUGACCAGCAUGGCUACGGCGAGGCGAAUCAAGCUAACAUCAAACCACUUUCGUUUCAACACGAUAAUGAUUCAGAAUGUUGCAGACAAUACACUGAUCUAACCCCAUGUUCGCUGGAUUCAGCCUCAAGUUUACAGAGGGAGGUUUAUUUUUCCGACCCCCACGGAAAUUUCCCGAACUUGUCAUUAAUUACCGACUCUGCCAAGAUCGUAUCACUACAACAAAAUCCUAUUUGUGAACUGACGUCACUCAAACAGGAAACACCUACGUCAGAUUACGACGCUGUGCAGAAUUCUUACAUUUUAAACAGCCAAUUACCGUCAUCGAUCUCACAAGGCAUCGCCACGCCUUUCACGUCGCCGGGGCGGGGUCAGGACGAGGGGUCAGGCAGCACGGAGGAGGAGGGUGGGGUCGUGCUCAAUAUUGACAGCGGGCAGCUGAUCAAGGUGGAGAAUUCUUGUUCCAGCCCCGCGCACACGCUGUGUGAGUACGAUGCACGCGCCACGUCUCCUAGCGGGAGCGAAUCGGAGAAAUCGAUGUAUUUAAGAAGACAACAGCACCCACAGAAACUUUCUGCCGUCGAGACCUUGCUGACGUCACCGAGUCCCACCAGCCCACGCAGCACCAAGUCCACCUCCCCGCUCCCCUCCCCCCAGCUUGACGUCACACAAUCCAGCCCGGCCGCCAGCCCGGGGACCCACGGGGUGUCGCUGGCGAACGUGCACGAGCUGUUCGUAAACAAAGAUGACGUCAUUUCCGCCAUGGUGGAGUCGCACAACGAGAAUGUGGGGGAUUUCAUGAAGAUGUCGAAAGAGGAGAUGAUCCGGCAACAACAGGCCCAUUACGAAGCAUGUAAACUGAAAAACAAGACAUUUGGAAGUCUGGAAUUUCUUCCAGAGAAGGAAUACGACGAGAUUUACUCAGUCACCGGUAUGGACGUGGAUAAUCGGCGUAGGAUGAUUGACAACUUCCUGCUGAAAAUGGAGAGCUGUGUCCGAUGUCUGGUGCAGUUCGCCAAAUCUAUCCCAGGGUUCACAAACCUGGAUCUCAACACGCAAGUAGACCUCAUCAAAUCAUCACGAUCAGAGUUUGCGAUGCUGACCACCUACCGGACAGUCAACCUACAGCUCGGCGUCAGCCUCGGUCUGUGUGGGCUCUGGACCUGCACGUACGAUGUUGGGAGAAUCGGUUCUCACGUAGCAAUAUCUGAGUACAUGAAAUUCUCCGACUCGCUACAAAAGUUAGAUCCGAGCCACGAGGAAGUUGUGCUGCUUAAGGCUAUCAUUGUCAUGUCUACAGAUCGUGAAGGCACUAUUCAGUCCCCCUUGGCCGAUGCCAUUCGCUGGGAACUUUGUGAGUGCCUCCUGCAUGUGCUACAAAAUCGUCUCGAGAAUCCAUCCAAACAAUUGGCCAGGUAUAUUCUGGCAUUGACCCAGGUCCGGACGGUGUCCGAGGACUUCAAAGGUUUCCUGAAGUCCCUGAAGCUGGACAAGUACUCAACCAUCGAGCAGAACCCUCUGAUGUACGAGGUGUACUCACCCAUCCUGCACGCGCACGACGGGCAGGACGGUGUUCACGAGGCUACACAGGAAAACGUGGCUGAGAAAGAAACCUACGCUUCGAGUUUCCUCGGCUGUGCCAUCUCUGGCCAAAGCUAACCUAAACUCUAACCUGGCUUUAAGUUAAUCAGGUUAGGAAAAAUCUAAAUGUGAACAUGCACAAAAUAUCCGAAGUCCAACAGGAAGCUUUCUUUUCAGAUUUUUAUUAACUUCUUUAUUCCCCUUUAAAAGAGUUACAUUCCCUUGCUUCGUGUAGGCGUUAUGCUUGCCAACAAAGCUCGCUGCAGUUUAAAUGUAUUGUUUAAAAAAUGUUUAAGUAUUAAAAGAGAUUUCCCCGCUAACUAUUCGCUACUCACGGUAGCUAACUCCUGCUAUCUAGUUUGUUAAUUUUAAAACGGAGUUAUUUUCCAUGAAUUUACUUUAGUCGUUUCAUUUUGUUUGUGUGAAUGUAUCUAAAAUAAAUCUGUCUUUCUAUCUAGCUUUAGGGGUCGUCCAUAAAUGACGUCACACUCAUAAGGGGGAGGGGGUCCGGAAUUUUG
This is a messenger RNA of Physella acuta, 3358 nucleotides long. RefSeq lists its product as uncharacterized. NCBI's taxonomy places the organism in Eukaryota, Metazoa, Mollusca, Gastropoda, Physidae. The record is from RefSeq and is a predicted model, not a curated record. Gene Ontology annotation, molecular function: nuclear receptor activity; zinc ion binding; RNA polymerase II cis-regulatory region sequence-specific DNA binding. Gene Ontology annotation, biological process: cell differentiation; negative regulation of transcription by RNA polymerase II; hormone-mediated signaling pathway.